Molecule: messenger RNA, 1844 nt
Organism: Dermacentor silvarum
Lineage: Eukaryota; Metazoa; Arthropoda; Arachnida; Ixodida; Ixodidae
Product: TNF receptor-associated factor 6-A-like
Exons: 2
Coding region: 74-1636 (520 amino acids)
Biological process (GO): regulation of canonical NF-kappaB signal transduction; tumor necrosis factor-mediated signaling pathway; positive regulation of JNK cascade
Cellular component (GO): plasma membrane signaling receptor complex; cytoplasmic side of plasma membrane
Molecular function (GO): ubiquitin protein ligase binding; tumor necrosis factor receptor binding
Source: RefSeq, a predicted model, not a curated record
AGACAGAGCUCUCGCAGCGUUUCCCCAAAACCAUCGAGACGACGUUUGCCUGUCGACGUAUGCGCCAUUCGUCAUGGCUUCUCGAGGCCAGCCGUACACGCUAUGCGGUUUUAGCGAGGAUCUGGACUGGCGACCUUUGCACUUUCUAGAGCCCAUUCCGGCGCACAGACUAUGCAACGCGUGUGGUGUGCUGCCCAGAGUGACCGUUUUUCUGCCUUGCCGACACGUGCUGUGCAAAAGCUGCUACGAGCAGUGCGUACUCGACGACGGACACGCCUGUCUACUGGACGGCGACCAGUUUCUUUCGGAAGAGGCUGAGUGCAGAGACUUUCCUUUGAAGAACCUGCUCAAGCGGAAGGUAAAAUGCUGGAACGAAGAACGUGGCUGCGACAUGGUUUUGGCUGCGUCAGCGCUGAACAAGCAUUUUUGCAAUGACUGUGACCACCACGCUACGUCGUGCCCUCAAUGUUCCAAUCUCGUGCUCCGUAGUAAUGUGGCCGCGCAUUUACAGAGCAAAUGCCGAGAUCAUGCGGUGUCUUUGACAUCCGGGGCUCUAGAAAAGUCGAACAGUGAUCAAAAAGCAAUGAUGUUGGCUCUCAAUGCAAGCUUAGACGUGCGAGUGGUAGAAAUGAAAGACAGGCUAGACAAAGUUAUCAGUGAUCAUAUUGCGCAAAGUGACCGCCUAAGUGAGAUUUCACAUUGUAUGAACACGGUCAGAGAAACACUGCUGCAAAGAUCAAGCGAAAGUAGUACAUUGGACCACCUUGCUUCCCAAUCUGCAGUUACCUUAUACUCAGUUAAGGCAGUCGAGAAAACAUUGAUUGACCACAGAGGAGAGGCACGUUUGCUUGCAGGAAAUAUAUCAGAUUCAAUAAAAGAGCUCAAGGAAGGUUUAGAAUACACUAAGCAAACUGUCAACAACCUGAAAGAAAACAAUACAGGAAGCACGUUGCAAGCGGAGUUGAGGGAACUGUUGACUGCGGAUAGCGAUGUGAACAAGAAAACUUGCGAAGGUGUUAUUGCGCUGAAGGAAGCCCUCGGAAAAGUGUUGGACGAUGCGGCAAGGACAAUCUGCAGAAAGUGCGCAGGAAGUGUUGCUGGCAUUGGUGAAGUGAAGGACGCUGAGAAGGAAGGAGGACCGAGCGCAUUGAAUAAAGAAAAAGAACUGGCCUCAAACACAAUCAACAUUAAGCGAUAUGAGUUUCUUGCUAAGGGAUACAAAGCAAUGAAAGACAGCGCCUAUUCAGACGGCUUUCAUCGUUACUCGAGUGAGAAGAUAUACAUCUAUGGCUAUCACCUGUCACCGGGAGUGCGCUUUAAUAAAGAGGGAGAUCAUGUGUUACUGCAUCCUUGUGUUCAGCUGCACAAGGGUGUGAUCGACGAAUUUCUUCAGUGGCCUUUCAAUGAGAACAUUCAGCUGACCAUCAAACAUCCAUCCGAAAGCAAACAGUGCCAGACGGUGUGGGAUACUAAGGGUGCGCUUGUGUACUUUGGAAGACCCGAAGAAUCGAGUAACACAGGCGCUUAUACCGACUGUUGUUCAUUUCCGUUAGAUGAUCUGGAACGUGAAGGCUACGUAGCGGACGACAAGCUUCAUAUUGUGUGGGAGCUUCUUCCGAAAGUAGUAGCAAAAUAAUUUAGAGGGGGAUGAUACAUAAAUACAACAAAUACACAUGCCGUUACAUUUCCUAUCAACAAACGUCGCUCUUCCAGAUACCUUUCUUGACAGCAAAAUAAAGCUUCUUGCUCAACUUUGUUCAAUAAUAUUUCAAAAUGUACGUAUCUACACGACAUCGCUUUACUCUGAGUUUAUAAAAUCGACCCAGAGUCGGGUAAUGUUCCUU